AUGCCUCGCACAUCUUCUGCCAACCUCUCGCUGCUCGAGAGCAGCAAUCUCAGUGGUCUGGUUCUGGGGGGGUUUGAAAGGGACCUCUUGACAUUCCCGGACGGGACCACCGCGGAGUUGGUGAUCCGCUGUGUUAUCCCUUCCCUGUACCUGUUCAUCAUCCUGGUGGGCUUGCUGGGCAACAUCGUGUUGGUGAAGAUCUUCAUCAGCAACAGCGCCAUCCGGAGCGUCCCUAACAUCUUCAUCUCCAACCUGGCCGCUGGAGACGUGCUGCUGCUGCUCACCUGCGUCCCGGUGGACGCCUCGCGCUACUUUUUUGAUGAAUGGAUGUUUGGGAAGGUGGGCUGUAAACUGAUCCCAGUCAUCCAGCUCACCUCCGUGGGGGUUUCCGUGUUCACUCUGACAGCCCUCAGCGCCGACAGGUACAGAGCCAUUGUAAACCCCAUGGACAUACAGACCUCAGGGGCAGUGACGUGGACCUACAUGAAAGUCGUGGCCAUCUGGGUCAUCUCUGUGAUGAUGGCAGUCCCCGAAGCAGUGUUUUCUGAAGUGACUCGUAUCGACAACCUAGCAAAUGGCAGCUUCACGGCCUGCAUACCUUACCCUCAGACAGAUGAGUUACACCCAAAGAUUCAUUCGGUGCUCAUCUUCUUGGUCUAUUUCCUUAUACCACUUGUUAUCAUUAGUGCUUAUUAUUAUCAUAUUGCAAAAACCUUAAUUAAAAGUGUACAUAAUCUUCCUGGAGAAUACAAUGAACAUACCAAAAAACAGAUGGAGACACGGAGACGCCUGGCUAAAAUCGUGCUGGUCUUCGUGGGCUGCUUCGUCUUUUGUUGGUUUCCCAACCACGUCCUCUACCUGUAUCGGUCCUUCAACUAUAAGGAGAUCGACCCAUCUCUCGGUCACUUGAUCGUCACCUUGGUAGCCCGGGUUCUGAGCUUUUGCAAUUCGUGCGUAAAUCCAUUUGCUCUGUAUCUACUCAGUGAAAGCUUCAGGCGGCAUUUCAACAGCCAGCUCUGCUGUGGCAGCAAGUCCUACCCAGAGAGAUCAACCAGUUAUGUACUCAGUUCUUCAGCAGUGCGCAUGACAUCGCUGAAAAGCACUGCUAAGAACGUGGUGACCAAUUCUGUUUUGCUAAAUGGACACAGUGUGAAGCAGGAAAUAGCGCUUUGAGUCGGGCCACUUAUCUCCUGACUAAGAAAGAACUCACCAUUUUCUUCCCCUAUUGAGCAGAGCAGAAGGAGACAAUUCUCCCAUUCUUACUAUUGUUCAGCCACUUUAUUAGACUGAUUUCACGAUUACUCAGAAAAAUAAAUAUAUAUAUUCUCUGAGUAGGUCUUUACAUUUCAUUAUUGCUCACAUUAA
Molecule: messenger RNA, 1365 nt
Organism: Echinops telfairi (small Madagascar hedgehog)
Lineage: Eukaryota; Metazoa; Chordata; Mammalia; Afrosoricida; Tenrecidae
Gene: NMBR
Product: neuromedin B receptor
Exons: 3
Coding region: 1-1173 (390 amino acids)
Biological process (GO): bombesin receptor signaling pathway
Cellular component (GO): membrane
Molecular function (GO): bombesin receptor activity
Source: RefSeq, a predicted model, not a curated record